Messenger RNA from Saimiri boliviensis boliviensis (Bolivian squirrel monkey), 1392 nucleotides. RefSeq names its product MHC class I polypeptide-related sequence B. The record is from RefSeq and is a predicted model, not a curated record. Lineage: Eukaryota; Metazoa; Chordata; Mammalia; Primates; Cebidae. Gene Ontology annotation, biological process: immune response. Gene Ontology annotation, cellular component: external side of plasma membrane.
GGGAGGCGACGUCGGGGCCAUGGUGCUGGGUCGGGUCCUGCUGUUUCUGGCUGGCGCCUUCCCUUUUACACUCCUGGGAGCCGCCGCUGAGCCCCACCGUCUUCAAUAUAACCUCACAGUGCUGUCCCGGGAUGGAUCUGUGCAGUCAGGGUUUCUCGCUGAGGGACAUCUGGAUGGUCAGCUCUUCCUGCUCUGUGACAGGCAGAAAUGCCCGGCAGGUCCCCAGGGACAGUGGGCAGAAGCAGUCGUGAGAGCUGAGCCCUGGCACAGAGAGAUCGAGGACUUGAGAGAGAAUGCGGAGGACCUCAGGAUGAUGCUGGCUGAUAUCACGGGGCAGAAAGCCUUGCAUUCCCUCCAGGAGAUUAGACGCUGUGAGAUCCAUGAAGACGGUAGCACCAGGAGCUUCCAGGAUUUCUACUAUGAUGCGGAGCUCUUCCUCUCCCAAAACCUGGUCACUCAGGAAUGGACAGUGCCCCAGUCCUCCACAGCUCGCAGCGUGGCUACGAACAUCAUGAAUGUCUGGGGGGAAGAUGCCAUGAAAGCUGGCACUGUGAGGGCAAACUGCCUGUGGAAACUACGGCGACAUCUGGAAUCCAGGGCGGGCAUCAGAACAGUGCCCCCCAUGGUGAAUGUCACCCGCCGGAAGGACUCAGAUGGCAACACCACUGCGACAUGCUUGGCUUCCAGCGUCUAUCCCCAGAAUAUCACACUGACCUGGCGUCGGGACGGGGUAUCUUUGAGCCAGGACGACCAGCAGUUGGAGCGUGUCCUGCCUGAUGGGAAUGGAACCUACCAGACCAGGGUGACCAUCAGGAUUCGCCAAGGAGAAGAGCAGAGGUUCACCUGCUACAUGGAACACAGCGGGAAUCACAGCACUCACCCUGUGCCCCCUGGGGAGGAGUCCGUGCUUCCGAGUCAAUGGUCAGUCAAUCCAUAUAUUACUGGUGUUACUGCUGCUCUUGUUCUUGCUGCUGCUGCUGCUGCUAUUAGUUACUGUGUCUGUCACUACAAGAAGAAGAGAACGUUACCUGCACAGCAUCCAGAGCUCGUGAGCCUGCAGGUCCUGGAUCAACACGUGGUUGAGACAAGAGACCACAGGGAUGCCGCACAGCCGGGAUUUCAGCCUCUGAUGUCAGCUCCUGGGCCCGCUGGCUCCACUGAGGGCACCGAGAUUCUGCAGCCAGGCAGCUAGAACUCAGCUCCCUGCCUGGAUCUCACCAGCACUUUCCCUCUUGGUGCCUCAGUUUCCUGACCUAUGAAACAAAGAACAUAACACUAUUUGUUUCCAAGUAUUAGUAGGCAUGAGGUGUUUGCAGCUGAGCCAUAUUAGUUGGUAUCAUCAUUUCCAUUGUUUUUCUAUUAUUAUAAUUUUUUUUUAAGACGAAGUCUCAC